AUGGGUAAUACUGUAAAUAAAAAGACAGUUGUUACUAAUGAAAAUGUAAAGGUUAAAACGAUAAUACCCCAAAAAAAGUAUAAUAUUUUAAUUUUGGGCCUGAAUGGGUCAGGUAAAACGACAUUAUUAUAUCAUAAUUUUAUUCCAGAAUGGACAAAUAUAACGUCUUAUAUGGAGCCCACAAUUUCGUAUCAUUAUGAGGAAAUUAAAUGGAUAAAUGGAAGACUUGGUUUUUGGGAUUUAUCUGGAAAUCCUUUGAUGAGAAAUAUUUGGCCAUUAAUAUAUAGAAAUGUAAAAGUGAACGCAAUUUUAUAUAUUAUUAACAUUAUGGAUAUAUCAGAUGAAUGUAUAUCGGAAAAUAACUCAUUAAUAAGCCUUUUGCUAAAUGAUGAAUGUUUACAAACCUCAUGUAUUGUUUUAGUAUUUAACACUUUUAAUGAGGUACACAACAUACAAGAAAAUCUUAAAAAUGAUAUGCUUAUUAAAUAUAAAAUUGAAGAUUUAAUUAAUCAUUAUGGAAAUCGAAUACAUUAUCUUUUCGUUGAUUGUAAAAAUUGUAAGAUGGACAAAGGAUGGAUACAAUUAAUGCAACAAAUAUCCUAUUACUUUUGA
Plasmodium falciparum 3D7 is the source of this 612-nucleotide messenger RNA. Its product is annotated as putative ADP-ribosylation factor. The transcript is spliced from 3 exons. Gene Ontology annotation, molecular function: GTPase activity; GTP binding. The coding region runs from base 1 to 612 and encodes 203 amino acids. The record is from RefSeq and is a predicted model, not a curated record. NCBI's taxonomy places the organism in Eukaryota, Apicomplexa, Aconoidasida, Haemosporida, Plasmodiidae.